Messenger RNA from Echinococcus granulosus, 696 nucleotides. RefSeq lists its product as hypothetical. The transcript has 6 exons. The coding region runs from base 1 to 696 and encodes 231 amino acids. NCBI's taxonomy places the organism in Eukaryota, Metazoa, Platyhelminthes, Cestoda, Cyclophyllidea, Taeniidae. The record is from RefSeq and is a predicted model, not a curated record.
AUGUACCAGUUUAGACGUGCAGUCACUGGGAUUGGCAAUGCAGCUAAAAUGGGUUGGCGUGACUAUGAACUUGCAGUACAUUGUACAUUUCACUCUCAUCGCAACAAUUUGGAAAACCGAAAACUUGUCAUGGAUGUCACUCUGAAGUAUUUGUUGGCAAUUAUGGAUGCAAGAAACUUACUUCAUAUGGGUCGGUAUAAAUCUGAUGAACUGCAGCAAAUGUGUCAUACCGUUGAUGAAGAGAUCCUGUUUCUCAUUAAAUAUAGUAUUUUGAGUCCUCACUGUGGGGUAAAAUCAAAUUCCUAUGCUACAGCUGUGUUGUUAUGUGCACUACAAUGCUACUCUGCCUUCACCUUAUUUGUUCUAGCAAACAAAGAAUAUGAGGCCAUUUUAUUUAUGAUUAUAUGCGGAGGAGGCAUUUACUUUCUGGAUCUCAAAAUUUUAGAGAAGACGCCAUUUACCUGCCAAUAUUGCUCUACAUCCUUCUUGCGCCAAGGCAGUUUAAAUCUUCACAUUUCUGAAGUCCAUGAGGUUCAAGCCCUUACUCUUAGUUAUUAUGUGGUACUUGUCUCGCCAAUUUCUGCCUUUGUAAGGUGGCUUUAUUACUGCAAGUAUUGCAAUGAAUCCUUUUCACAGUGGAGCUACAUGAACAGACAUAUUACAGUGAAACAUGGAAGAAACUUAGAAAAUUUUUAA